Messenger RNA from Puntigrus tetrazona (Sumatra barb), 3387 nucleotides. It is a transcript of the gene gsg1l2b, whose product is annotated as gsg1-like 2b. NCBI's taxonomy places the organism in Eukaryota, Metazoa, Chordata, Actinopteri, Cypriniformes, Cyprinidae. The transcript has 5 exons. The record is from RefSeq and is a predicted model, not a curated record. The coding region runs from base 249 to 1157 and encodes 302 amino acids. Gene Ontology annotation, cellular component: plasma membrane.
UCUCUGACGCCAGAGGUAACAGCAAAGUUGUAUCAGCCCGCGAGGAAGGAGAUCCAGAUGUUUCCAGGGUUCUUCUCGAGCCGAUUUGCAUAUUUGACGGGGGAUGUCUGACUGGGCGCAGUGACCUCGUGCUUUCGUUGCGCGUCUGACAUCACACGGGGAAUGAAGCGCGCAGGAGCUCGGCGAGAGCAGCGAGAGGAGAAACACAUGACACACCGCCGGAGUUGAACACCACACGGGAUCCGGGGAUGGACCGGCGACGGAGAGCCUCGCUCGCGCUCACCUUGAACUUCCUCGCGCUGAUCCUCGCCAUCUCCGCGCUGACCACCAGCUACUGGUGCGAGGGGAACCGGAAAGUUGUCAAGCCCUUCUGCACCGGACCGGUGACCGUCAAACAGACGCACUGCAUUAGAUACAACAGCUCGAACAUCAACGACAGCCGGCUGGUUCAGUAUAUCUGGGAGACCGGCGAGGAUAAGUUUGUUCUGAGGAAGUUCCACACCGGCAUCUGGUUUUCCUGCGAGCAGAACGUCGACCUUGUCGGCGAGAAAUGCAGAAGCUUCAUAAACGUGGCUCCUCCUCACGAGAGAGGUGUUUUGUGGCUCUGCAUCGUAGCCGAGUGUCUCUACAUCUUACUGCUGGCCACCGGAGGCAUCCUCAUGUCCAUCGAGGUCUGCCAUUUUGGAAACGUCAUCGAUGGACUAAAACUGAAUGCUUUUGCCGCCAUUUUCACGGUGCUGUCAGGUCUUCUGGGUAUGGUAGCACACAUGAUGUUCACCACAGCGUUCCAGCUGACCGUCAGUCUGGGCCCGGAGGACUGGAAGCCACAGAACUGGGACUACAGCUGGUCUUACAUCUUGGCCUGGAGCUCCUUCACGGCCUGCAUGGCCUCCUCCGUCACCACCAUCAACAGAUACACUAAGACUAUCCUGGAGUUCAAACACAAGCGGAAGAACAUUGAGAAGAACCUGAAGAUCAAGCAGAAGCUGCUGGACCUGGACUCUCCAGACCAGGUGUGGGACAUGUACAUCAGCUCUGUCCCCAGCACGGCCGAGGAGUUUCUGGACCUGUCCAGUUCUGGACGCAAGCUCUCCGCCAACUCAGUCUUCCUGGACCUCAACGACCUGCCGUCUCCGCAAGGAGAGGAGUACUGCUGAAGCUCUUCUAGCGUCACGAACAGACUCUGACGGACCGGAGGUGAUGCGGAUUAUAUAACUGUCGCGUUUGGUGUUGUGCCGUGGUCUGAAGGUGAUGCUGUGAGUUUUAGUUUGUUAUUAAUGUGCUGCUGACGUUGUAUGAGCGACUUUCCUCAGUCUUAGAGAACAAAAUGUGACACAAGGCUUUUUUAUUACUUAUUUAUAGGACUAGUUCCCCCAAAAAUGAAAAUCCUGUCAUCAUUUACUCACCCUCGAGUAGUUCCUAACUUGUGUGAACAAGUUGAAGCAAGUUUGCAACCAGGUUGUUUUGGGUCACCAUUGACUCCCAUAGUAUUUCUUCUUCCUACUAUGGAAGUCGAUGGUGACCCAAAACAGCCUGGUUGCAAACGUCCUCGAAAACAUCUUCCUUUGCGUUCGUACAGGUUUGGAACGUCUCGAGGGCGAGUAAACGAUCACAGAAUUUUCAUUUAUUCCUUUAACCACUGAAACUGCGUCGGAAACAUUCCCAUUUUCUGAGAGCCACUCGGUAGAAAACGUCUUUUUGUGCUUUAGAGUCUCCCUCCGCUGUAUCGCGGAAGUCGUUACCAAAUCGAUCCGGAGGGUCUGUUUUCUAGAUCGGUUCUAACGAGACACAAAUGACAUUGCUGAGUGCCUUUGUUCGUGCUAUUGAUCACGGUUCUUUAACCGUAGCAUGCAAAAGUCCUGCAACUGUUUAUUUUACAGCCUACUCGGUCACCCUUAAUAAUCUCGACACAUAUCAAAGCAUGAGGAUUGCUGUUUCAUUCAGCUUCGUUUCGUUAACUCGUCAGCUCUAAACUAGAAAUGAAACAUCAACAGAAUUAUUUCUGCAGAGAUCUGAAAAGAGCAAGGGUUUAAUUCUAGAUCAGCUCUGUUUAAGACUGAAGAACACGAUCCAGGAGGCCGUUACUUGAAUUCCUCGAUUCCUCUUUCAAUUCUGCAUAUUUGAUCUAAUUCAAGUCGUAAGAUUGACUCACUUCAACGUAUCGUUCAUUUGUAAACCGUCUAAAGCGUCUUUGUACUGCCAAAACGAACUGUUUACAUUUUAUGUGCAAUAAUGAACGGAGCAUAUAGACGAAUUAAAUACUUUUUUACAGAAAUGUACACUGACCAACGACUUCUAGGCUAAAUGUGUAAAAUGCAUGUCAGCUUGUGUCGCAUUGUUCAUUUUCAGUUUGAUAUCUUGUGUUCUCAUGAGCUGUUUGCUGUGUUCAUCUGUUUGGUUUGGUAGGUGGUUUUUAUCCAUCGGACUUCUUUGACUUUAUGUUGACGAAAUGCAUAAGUCUUCUACAAAAGCAGCAAGACACAAAGUAAUAACUAUAUUAAAUCAAUGCAUUAUAAUACUGAUAAUAAAGAGAACCUUUAUAACCCGAAAUCUCGCGUUUUUCUUCCGUUUAUUUUUUGCAUUGAUAUACUUUGACCAGAGGGUGUCGCUGUAGGCAGUGUUUUAUCUGCAGUAUAUUCCACUGCUAGACGAUUUCUUUUUGCAUUUCUCUUUUUUUUCCUCCCUAUUUUUCUUUUUUUUUUUUCCCCUCAAGAUAACUUAGUCUUGCUUAACAAUCAUUAAUCAUAUUGUGGUCAACAAAACAAAAUGCAUUUGUAUUAUAAUUAUUAUGAGAACGUGUAUAAAACAGUCACUCGAAAAUCGGAAAAUUUGACCAGCUUGCUUGCUAACCUUAUUCCCGCACUUUAUACUAUUAUUAUUAUUUAAUUAUUCCGAUUAUUUUAAAAUGUCAUGCAAGACAUUCAGUAGUGCCUCAUUACUGUCUGUUUACAUUAGUCAUCGGCGACCAGAGGGCGGGAGAAAAUAAAAUAUUUUUUUCCCUCUUUUUUCAUAAAUAAUAAAAGUUGUGCGUCAAUUAAAGCCUGCAUAUCAUAUGCCUACAGUUAUAUAUUUAAUAAUUUCCGUUUGUCGUGUAACCAAUCGUCAUGUGACACAAGAGGCAACGCCUUUGAGUUUGAUUGACAGGUGAUCUGACCAAUCGAGAGCGCAGUAAUGUCCAGUGGGCUUGAACUUGAAAAAUAGUGUUUAUUGAGGUCUUUCUGCCGUUGGAACAAGAUGCCUUCAUUCAUGUUUUUUCAAGCUAUAAUAACUGCUAAAGAGGAAGAGAUGAACUUGGUCUUUUCUGAAGGUCAAAAACUGGAUGUGAAAGCCAUUCAGCACCAGAACUCCCACUAAUUGUAAGUAGUGUUCAAUUUACUGGUGUUAUCA